AUGAGCUCUGGCAGAGAGGUGAAGGACAGGGGCAGAGGGGGGAUGGACACAAGCAAACCCUUCACCCCAUUUACCAUUGAUGACAUUCUGAGCAAACCAUCAGUUACCAAGAGCCCAGCUGGCCUAAGGCCCCCCCUGGCACAUAGACUGGCAGGAUCCCGGUCAGGAGUGCUCCAAGAGUCAUCACCCCUUUGUGCCCUGGAGGAACUGGCCAGCAAAACUUUCCAGGGUCUUGAGGUCACUGUGCUGCAAGCGGCAGAAGGUCGAAAUCCACUCAACUCCUUUGGGCACCGUCCCAGCUCCAAGAAACGUCGCAAGUCUCGGACAGCUUUUACCAACCACCAGAUUUAUGAGCUUGAGAAACGUUUUUUGUACCAGAAGUACUUGUCUCCUGCAGACCGGGACCAUAUUGCCCAGCAGUUGGGUCUUAGCAAUGCUCAGGUCAUCACCUGGUUUCAGAACCGUCGAGCAAAACUCAAGAGAGACUUGGAGGAAAUGAAAGCUGAUGUGGAGUCCCUUAAAAAGUUACCACCUCAUGCCUUGGAAAAACUGGUGUCCAUGCCUGAAACCAGGCUUAGGGAGGAUGAGGAGGAAGCCAGGAGGAGAGGCUAUUCUCCCACCACACGGGGAGUCUUUGCCCAGUCACCUCGCUGCUCUUCUAUGGAACAUACAGCAGAUGAAUUCUCAGAGGAUGAGGAGAUUGACGUAGAUGACUAACCCAGAGGGUUAUGAAGUUAUAGACAGGCAUGAUGUGUUUCAUGUCUCUCCAGAUCUCAGAAGGUUGGGGUGCCAGUAAAAAAUAAAUACAUAAAUAAUAAAGAUAUUUAGAAAUGGGUCUACUAUAUGUACCAACAAAAAGAUUCAGAACUUGUCAUUUACUAUCAGUCCCUUCAGUUUGGGGACAAAAUAUGGUGGCACAGAGUAUCACCGCCAUUGAACUAGAGACACAUUUACAACCUUUAACCACAUAAACAUACAGCUGUCUGAGAUACAUGAGCUUAUGUAUUUAUAUGACUGACACAGAAGCCAAGGAAAUGCAUUAUUUGGUUUACAGUAAAUAAUGUGCAAGAGAUGUGUUGUCCUAUCUCUGUAUAGAUCUAGAAAGCUCUAAUAGACAACUGAGCUCUCAAGAUGAACGGAAUGUUAGCUCCAUGUGUUCCUUGUAUUACUGAGGUUUAAUCUACAAGAAGGGCCACAAGCGUCUCGUUUGGUUUGCAUAGAAUUUACAGCUCUAUAUUUUCUUUACAAAUCACUUUCCUCAGGAGUUGUUUCUACGUCACGUUCCUGCUCUGAGCUGUCUUUGCUGUUUUUUUCUUCAUAUACAAACGAAGUGUCUGGUCGGUUAAGAAAUGUAUAACACAUGUUUUCAUUGCACACUGACAGUGUAAACUAAAUUAUUAUUUGCUUUAAUUUGUUCCUCAUGAGCCAUUUUACCUGCUGCAGAGUAUUAAAUUGCUUAC
This is a messenger RNA of Bombina bombina (fire-bellied toad), 1460 nucleotides long. It is a transcript of the gene LBX2, whose product is annotated as ladybird homeobox 2. Gene Ontology annotation, biological process: regulation of DNA-templated transcription. The coding region runs from base 1 to 717 and encodes 238 amino acids. The transcript is spliced from 2 exons. Gene Ontology annotation, molecular function: DNA-binding transcription factor activity, RNA polymerase II-specific; DNA binding. Lineage: Eukaryota; Metazoa; Chordata; Amphibia; Anura; Bombinatoridae. The record is from RefSeq and is a predicted model, not a curated record.